CUUCAACAACAAACGAGCUUGGUUUCUCGACAACCUUCGCGGUCGGACACAAAUCCCGUUUCGAGUCGUCCUCUCACUCGCACUGGGUGUUGAAUGAAGGCAGGACAGCCCUAGCGCCACGCCACCACGACCAUGAUCGGGUCCACGCCAUCCUCGCCACCAGCGAACAGCGGCAGCGGCAACAAAGACCCACGCCCACACGACGAGACCACCACCCCGCCGGCGGACCCCAAGGAAGGGGCUGGCGGUCCCGCGAGGCUGCGCAUCAAGCCGAGCGGCCGCUGCCGGGGCAGCGACGCCGGUGCAGGCGGCAAAGACCUGGAGAUCGAGCUCCCCGGGCACCCGGGGGGAGGCAACGGCAACGACAACGGCACCAGCCCGAAGAGAACCCUCUCGUCCACCUCGGUGGCCCAGCUCAAGGCCCUGGUCCGGGCCGCCCUGGGGGGAACCCCCGCCGGCGGCCGCCCGCCCUCGAUGCGGCUGGUCUGUAAGGGCCGCCUGCUGAGCCCCGACGACCGGCCCCUGUCGGACUUUGCGGUGUCGAGCGGGGACGUCGUCCACGUGGUUCUGGCGGGGACCGCGACCGCGAAUGCGAAUGCGAACACAAGUGCGACCGCAAGUGCGAGCGUACCACAGCCGCAGCAGCACGACCGGCACCGCCGGCGGCGGCAGCGGCCGAACCGUGGCAUCGGAACCAUCGUCGGUCCGGGCGGGCGGGUCACGCGGGACCGCAGCCGGCGGGCCGGCGAGGACGACGAGGAGGACGACGGUGGGAGCAGCACCGACAGCGAUGGCGACGGCGAUGACGAUGCCUACGGGCCGAGCCAUUCCUUGUACCAAUCGGUGGGCAGCGGCAGCGCUCGCUCCCGCCGGGAGCGGCGGCACCGGGACCGGCGGGGAUUCGACCUCCUGCGGGGGCCCCUCAGCCGGUCGGAAAUCACCGCCCUGCGGACCUACUUCAACCGGGACGUCGAUCGGUACGUUCGGCAGCAACAGCAGCAGCAACAACAGCAAUCGCAAGAGACCCAGGGCGACUCCAGCAACGGCAACGGCAACGGCAACGGCAACGACAACAGCGCAGCGGCUCCUCCCACCCUCCACUUGGACGAGCCCGAUCUGACGCGCCGGCGAUUGUUGGUAGAAGAAGAGUGGAUGAGAGUCCAGGGACCGACCUCCGAGUUCCGACUCAAUCUCAACCAGAGCGCGCUGCUCCGGUUUGCGUCACUGGACGGAGGAACCACCGGCGGGAACAACAGCAACGGCAACCACCAGCGCCUGAGAAGCAUUCUGGGAUUGAGCGACGGGAACAACAGCGGCAGCGGCAGCAGCAAUGCCCGGAGCAGCAGCGGCAGAACCACCGCCUUUGGCCAGGCCACCACCCGAUCUACCGCCCGGGGUUCCGAGGGAAACUUUCUCUGGGGGUUCUGCCUGGGAUACUUCACUGGGAUCAUCGGCCUGGUCUGGGUCUGGAUGCCAGCGGUCCCCCCCCGGCAGAAGGCCGGAAUCCUCGCGGGGAUCUGCCUCCAGCUCGUCCUGGAAACCGGGGACGGGGUCCGGAACGAUGGCAUGGACGGCUCCGGGGGCCUGCGCGGGUACAACGAUCCGUCCAUGGAAGCCCGGUCGCCGCCGCUCUCGUCGCUUGCCGCGGAUGAGCCGCUGGGGAGCGGCAACGGCAGCGGCAGCGGCAGCGGCAGCGGCAACGGCAACGACAACCCGUUUCGGUUGCGGGGAUCCACCGGUCACUACUAGCGACUCCACACGAAAGGGAAGGAGGGAGUGCCAAAGAAAGCAAAGCAAAGCAAGCAUGCCCAUCUCCAUCGAAACGCGGCUGCCUUGCAUUGUGUUGCACUGGUUUGCAACCCACUGCAGUUGCAACGACGCACGGACGAAGCCAAUCGAUACAGAAAAAGGAUCGAAACGACAAAACCCAGAAGCGAUGAAAUGGACUUGAAUUGUGCUUUUUUGUAUAAAAAGUAGAAUGCCAGCAAUACUACUAGUAGGAUUGGGGCUCCAGGGCUGGCCAUUUUGAUUCGUUGUUGUUGCCAAAGCUUGCACAUUAUUGACACUACUACUACUAGCUAAGAGCAAAGCAAAAUUUACGACGAGCCUGUUAUUCCCAUUUGUUUCGAGAUCUUUGACACCAGUAAUUCAUACUUUGAGGGAAGUUUGCAGCAGUAAUUCUGUUUUUCAUUUGCUGUCAGUUUGCAGCCGAAAUUAACGCACAAUGCUAUUAAGAUCUAAAAUGAUACUACCAGUUAUUUCAAUAUAAAAUUACAGCCGAA
This is a messenger RNA of Pseudo-nitzschia multistriata, 2282 nucleotides long. NCBI's taxonomy places the organism in Eukaryota, Bacillariophyta, Bacillariophyceae, Bacillariales, Bacillariaceae. The record is from the annotation of a GenBank genome assembly.